Molecule: messenger RNA, 1746 nt
Organism: Glycine soja
Lineage: Eukaryota; Viridiplantae; Streptophyta; Magnoliopsida; Fabales; Fabaceae
Product: dof zinc finger protein DOF1.4-like
Exons: 2
Coding region: 111-1157 (348 amino acids)
Biological process (GO): regulation of DNA-templated transcription
Molecular function (GO): DNA binding; DNA-binding transcription factor activity
Source: RefSeq, a predicted model, not a curated record
CUCUGUUUACGCACAUAACCAUUUGAAGCGUAACUCAAGGCGGCACACUCUCUUUCUUUGUCCCUUUAUCCUCUCAUUUCAACGAGUUCAAUUUAGAGAGAGCAAAAAAAAUGUUUGGUGGUAAAUGUGAGAAAAUGGUAGCAGUCACCCCUCAAACAGCGUCUAACAAAUGGACACAGACACAACAGAUAGAUGAUCACAAGGCCCCUAUGGGAAGAAUCAUGGAAAAACCAAGCCAAGAUCUUCUUCAGCAGCAGCAACAAGCCCUAAAGUGCCCUCGCUGCGACUCUUCAAACACCAAGUUCUGCUACUAUAACAACUAUAGUUUGUCACAGCCUAGGCAUUUUUGCAAAGCUUGCAAGCGUUACUGGACAAGAGGUGGCACUCUCAGAAACGUUCCUGUUGGUGGUGGCUGCAGAAAAAACAAGCGUAUGAAGCGUCCAACAAACGGUGAUUCUUCUUCUGCUAACUCUCCUUCUUCGUCCACUCCUAGCGCCAGUUCAAACCCUCCUUCGCAGCCCCACAUCGAUAAUAUUAUUGUUUCUGGCUCCGCCACAAACCAUAUAAAUAAUAUCAACCCUUUGUUUUAUGGUGGUGAUGUGAUGAAUAAUGUUCCUUUCCCAAAGUUUAAUCUUCUUCAGUCUCAGCUGAAUGCUCUUGGGUUAGGUUUUUCAUCUGGGGUUAGAGAGAAUGGGUUUAGCACUACUUCAAAUAACAACUUUUUUUCUGCUUAUAACUCUAUCUUUGGUUCUUCUUCUUCCUCAACUUGUGCACCCUCAACUCCUGUUAUGGCUUCCUUGCUGAGUUCCACUCUUCUGCAACAAAAUUUUAUGGGUGGUGGUGGUGGUGGGGUGAAGGGUCGUGAUCAUGAUCAAGGUGACAAUACUUUCCAUGGCUUGGCACCGCUACAAGGGUUGCGAGUGGAAGGGGAUAGUAAUAAUAAUAUUGGCUCAAAAGAAGUGAAAGGUGAAGGACAAAACAGGUUUGAGUGGAGCAAUAAUAAUAACAACAACAACAACAAUGGUGGUGGUGGUCAAAACCAGAUGGAGCAUGUGGGUUUGUCUGAUCCUAAUUCGCUUUAUUGGAACACUGCAACGGGUUUGGGUGCUUGGAGUGAUCAACCUAACAUUGGUCCUUCAGUCACUUCUCUGAUCUAGAAUAAAAGAUGAAGCAUCUUUUUCAAAAAGCUAUAUAUGAAGAAGAAAGUACUCUCUCCCUCGUUUAAUUAAGGUGCAUCUUUUGGUCCUUCAGGCUUAGGUUUUGUUUUCUUUUUUUCUGCUACUUUUUCUUUUUCUUGGGGUGGGUUGGUUAGAUUUACUACUUACAUUAAAAAGAAGAAAAUUAAAAAACGAAAAAAAAAAGAUACUUGAUGAGAUGAGAUGAGAGGAGUUUGGGAUCGGAGUGAUCAUGUCAGCUGCAAGAAUAUUAGUUACUACUCUUCAGCCUGUUAGUUUUAUGUGUCAAGGUUGAGAAAUAUUGGUUAUAUUUGCGCUGAGAGGAACCUCGGAUCCUCUUCUCUCAUCGUGCCACCAUAGUGUGUUUGUUUCCUGUGGAGAUAGAUCAAAAGGGGAUCCUUUGGUGCAAGUUCUCCAUAGUUGAUCGAGAAAGUUGGUCUUUUUCAUUAUUGUAUAUAAGAUGCAAUGACAUGUCCUCUUUUUUUUUUUCUACUUUCUGAUGUAUUGUGAUUAGUUAGAUGAGGUAGGGAUUUAAUUACUUGGUAUAUGCUGAGAUAUUGGUUUUCAUUUA